AAUCGGAACGCACCCCUUCAUGGAACAUACGAAAACAAUAAUGGCGUAUUCUGUGAAUAUUUCUGUAGAGGCGCCUAUUGAGAACCAGAUACAGGAAAUUAGUUACGAUGGCCAAGAAAUUUAUCAAGCACCCCUUACAUUAUCGGAGAAUUUGGCGAAAAUUGCUCAAAAGAUUGACUUCAAUAAAACAAAUGGUGAGGAGAUAAAGAAGGAGCAAAUAGAAGGUGAAAAAGGUGAUGAGGAUACAAAAGAUUCUACUUCAUUUCAAUCCUCUUUAUGGCCUUGGGAUAGUGUCAGAAAUAAAUUAAGGAAUGCCUUGACGGAAGUUUGUGUAUUAGCUGAUGUACUCGCAAUAGCAAAAGAGAAAAAUUAUAUGGUAUUAGAUCCAGUGCCUCAGGAACCAGUUGAAGUAAAGCCUAUGAUACAAGUAUAUGCUAGAAAAAAGGCAUUGGCAGGAGCAGCAUCAGUUCUCAUGCUGGGUGCGAGACUGCGAAAUUGUCAAACUGAAUUAGCUAGAACGAAAUCCACUCCUGACUUUCAUAUUGAAUUAUUAAGAUUACGGCAAAAUUGGCGUUUGAAGAAAGUAUCCAAUUCUAUCAUUGGUGAUCUUAGUUAUCGAACUGCUGGCUCGAAAUAUACACAAAUGGGUAUGUUUGAAGUUACGAAAGCUGAAGAAGAAGAAAAAAGUAAUAACAGUCCGCCGGCAUCCCCUAAUGCUGGUAAUAAUAUGUCAGGGCAAUCUCAUAUUUCUUCAAAUUCAAAAAUGUCUGCCUUACGCGUAACCAUACCUAGCGAAUUGCAAGGUGUUGCCUAUAUUGAAGUAUUAUGUCAGAAAGAUCAAGAAGAUUUAUGCAAUGCGAAUAUAAGUUUGCUUAAUAGCAAUACUAAUAAUUCAAAUGCCGAUAUGCAUUGGCAGCAGAAGUUAGAAGCUGCACAAAAUGUUUUAUUUUGCAAAGAACUAUUUAGUCAAUUGGCACGAGAAGCUGUGCAUUUACGCGCGCCUAUACCUCAUAUGGUUGUUGGAAAUCAGAUAAUGGCCACAGUACUUCCUGGAAUUCAAUUAAUAAUUGGUCUAUGCCACAGCACAGGCAACGAUAAGAAACCUAUUGCUCCACCGCCGCAUAAAACGGAUCACGAUCAUGUGUUGGAACAUUCUUUACAUCAACUGUUGCGUGAAGUGCAUUAUAAGAAUAGUCAACAUCCAUUUCCUCAUCCUGCCUCAGGUCCACUUGGGCCUAGUAAGCGCAGAUACUUAGCCGGCCCAACCGCUGCUGAUAAAUACGAGCUUCUUGAAAUGACGAAAAGUCAAACGUUACUAGAACAGAUUAUUCAACAGGCACAACAUUUUUUCAUGCGUUUGCGCACGGAAUAUGUAUUAGACACGAUAGCGAAAGAAGUGAAAGAUCCUCUUAUUGUUUCACAUUGGAACGCAUUAAAUUCACCGACACAAUCCUGUGUAAAAAUUAAUAUUUUGACGCAUGGAUACGACAGCGUAUGUCGGACGACAAUGAUCGUUCACGUUGGUGAAAAAUCAUUGAAGUGCGUGUGUCGCGAUGGUAGAGUUAUGCAUAUGAGUUAUGAGCCCCAGGAGUUGAGAGAUCUAAUUUUUUGUCAGAUUUAUCAACAUCAGAUAAAUGCAGUGCAAGCUCUGGCCAAAUGCAUGGGCUGGCAAUUUUUAGCAAAUAGCUCACAUCUUGGUCUAGGUUCAGUGGAACCUCUCGGAAAUGCUAGUAGUUGUAUUCUAGCUUCGCCAAUCGGUGACAGAAUGAUAGCUGUACGAUGUGAACCACAAAUGGGUGUGCAAGUUGCUAUUGCUCAUUCUCCUCGAAAAGAUUUCUUUCCUGGUCAACUUGUUCGAGAAAGAAAAUGGGAGAAUCUAGGAGGUUCCUUUAAAGAAGUCAGAUGGGAUAAGAUGGAAGGGAAAAAUUUCCUUAAUAAAAUGGAAUUACUAAUGUCUUCUUUAAUGAGCUCUUAAGUUGCAAAAAUUACAGUGAAACUUCUAUAUA
Cataglyphis hispanica is the source of this 2006-nucleotide messenger RNA. RefSeq names its product mediator of RNA polymerase II transcription subunit 17 (gene MED17). NCBI's taxonomy places the organism in Eukaryota, Metazoa, Arthropoda, Insecta, Hymenoptera, Formicidae. Gene Ontology annotation, molecular function: transcription coregulator activity. Gene Ontology annotation, cellular component: core mediator complex; mediator complex. Gene Ontology annotation, biological process: regulation of transcription by RNA polymerase II. The record is from RefSeq and is a predicted model, not a curated record.